UCCCUCCCAGAGCCCUGAUCAAAUUUCCCGAAGAAGAAGGAAAAGCAGCAAAGGGCCCUUCUCCGCUUCUCGCCAGCCUGCCCCACUCGCGCCCCUCUGCCCGAGCCAGGAGCACCAUGAUUUGGAAAAGUCUGUCCCUCUUCGCCCUUGUGGCCAUCGCCCGGCUGCACGCUGAGGAAGAGCCAAAGAGCAAAUCCAAAAUCUGUGCCAACGUUUUCUGUGGAGCCGGGCGGGAGUGCGCAGUGACAGAGAAGGGGGAGCCCACCUGCCUCUGCAUCGAGCAAUGCAAACCUCAUAAGAGGCCUGUGUGUGGCAGCAAUGGCAAGACAUACCUGAACCACUGCGAGUUGCAUCGUGAUGCCUGCCUUACUGGCUCCAAGAUCCAGGUGGACUAUGAUGGCCACUGUAAAGAGAAGAAGUCUGAGAAUCCAGCCGCAAGCCCAGUUGUCUGCUACCAGUCUGACAGGGACGAGCUCCGGCGCCGCAUUAUCCAAUGGCUCGAGGCCGAGAUCAUCCCAGAUGGCUGGUUCUCAAAGGGCAGCAACUACAGCGAAGUCCUGGACAAGUAUUUCAAGAGCUUCGAUGGUGGGGAUUCUCGCCUGGACUCCAAUGAGUUCCUGAAGUUUGUGGAACAGAAUGAAACUGCUAUUAACAUCACCACCUAUGUGGACCAAGAGACCAACAAGCUACUCAGGGGACUCUGUGUGGACGCCCUCAUUGAGCUGUCUGAUGAGAAUGCCGACUGGAAACUCAGCUUCAAUGAGUUCCUCAAGUGCCUCAACCCGUCCUUCAACCCACCAGAGAAAAAAUGUGCCCUUGAAGAUGAAACAUAUGAGGAUGGAGCUGAGACCCAAGUGGAGUGCAACCGCUGCGUCUGUGCCUGUGGGAACUGGGUGUGCACUGCCAUGACCUGUGAGGGGAAGAACCAGAAGGUGCCUGUAGGGGGGCAGCAACCCGAGGAGGAGCUGACUGAGGAGGAGCUGGCCAGAUACGUUCAAGAACUGCAAAAGCAUCAGGAGACGGCUGAGAAGACCAAGCGAAUGAGCACCAAAGAGAUGUAAGGGACCUCCUCACUGGAGGAGCCCAGGGAACAGGCCAGAUCCGCUGUCCUGUCCUUCAGCGCUGAGCUCAAUAUGCACAAGUGUCUUCUACAGUCGCCCAGUCACAGAUAUUUACGUUGUUUAGCGAUGAGGUUUUUGUUUUGUUAUUAAAAAAGGAAGCAGGGGAGGGGAGCACAGUCCACCUGGUUGGGGGAGUCACUGCUGGAGACUAGUGAGAACAGGAGGGAAUUACAGCAGCCUCUAGGAUACCCCUCACAGAGGACAUCUUCUCUGCAGUCCAGGGCAAGGGCCCAUUAAGGCAAUGAGCAGGGAAUUCUGUGCCAAAAGGAAAACCUGGGGAAGGGGGAGGUGAGUGCUGGGGAGUGGGGUUAACCUCCUGGGAAUCUUUCAGUUUCUAGGGUUUAGCAUGCACCUGCUUUGGCAGCAGGAUCAUGUAAGGGAACGUUCUGUGGCUGAGCAUACAUCCUGUGGGGCACAAUCAGCCAGGGAUGUGGCCUCAGGUCACCAUCUUCUUGUCUUCCCUGUGCCUUUCUGCCUUCCCCCAACCUCCUUCUCUCCUGUUCUCCUUUCUGUCCUUUCCCCAUCCUCCCUGUCCACCUGGCACUGUCCGUCCCCUUACAGCUUCCAUGGGCCUCACCCCAGGCAUCUCCCCUUGUGUUAAUUGACUUCACUUGACUCCUGGAGUUCCUAGUGAGCUGCCCAGCAUGCUCCUCCCUGCCUGCAGCCAGCCGCUCCUAGCAACUCCUACAAUGCCUUGUGGGCCCCAAAGUCACACUAUUCCCUUUGACAUCUUCCUGGCCCCCUAUCGCUCCAGUCCCCUCACAAAGAUGCUACAUUACAAUAUUUUCUCUUAUCACACUCACACCCUUUUUGUUUUACAACUUUAUUUUCUAGGGUAGCAACUGAGCUUUUGUAUUUUUAGGCAGUAGCUUUAGAUAUUUUGCUAUUGAAAGUGCUGCAAUUCCUGUGCAUGGUUUGCAUUUGCCUCUAUCCAGCACGUACAAUCAGCACAACAGCUUCUAAGCAUAACAGCUUCAGGGCACCUCUCAGCUUAGUGCUGCAGUGUCCCUCACGGUGGAGAGAGACAGGAUUUGGUAUAGUAAAUAUAAAGGGGAUUCUUUAUUGAGGCUGCUGGACACAGACAGACCCUGUGGUUCUCUCUCUCUGGCUCUCUAGUGUGCAGACUAUCCCAUCCUGUGCUGCCAGGUUUUACCGCAGGAGGUCUCCCUAAAUCACAUGAAUGCCUGGAAGGAAGUGCAGGCUACACUAAACAAGGGACAGAGGGACUGUCCCUCUACCCCGCUAUAACGCGAACCAAUAUAACAUGAAUUCAGAUAUAACGCGGUAAAGCAGUGCUCCGGGGGGGCAGGGCUGCACACUCCGGUGGAUCAAAGCAAGUUCGAUAUAACGUGGGUUCACCUAUAACACAGUAAGAUUUUUUUUACUCCUGAGCACAGUGUUAUAUUGGGGUAGACGUGUAUAUCUAUCAGCUGCAGCCUGCGAUGUGAGUGAUCAUCUCUCUCCCUCUGUCCAAUUUGAGGGUAAAUCAGCCAGAUUGUCUUUGGCCUGUAUUCUGAGGUCCCACCUGAAUUGAGUUAAGAUCAGGGACGUGCGCACAUCCCCCUGUGGCAGCCUGCCAAGCCUGUGUGUUCCGAUCAGUCCAUAGCUGAUUGUCGUAGCUUCCCUUUCAGGAUCAUUUUCUUUUGGCCACUUUUUUUUUUCUCUGAGCAGUGGGCCUAGUUACAACUGUGAUACUCUUUGAGGGAAUGGUCUUUUGUCAGUGACCCCGUCCCCUCAAGCCCAAUGGGUUCUCCUGUUAUAUUCAACUUUACUUCAUAUACACACACAUACACGCCCAUUUCCCUGUUCCAGUCAUGCCUUGAUGCACAUUCCCAGUCAUUACGCUUAGGCUGAGUCAAGAUGAUUCUGGCUUCAGUCUUCUCCCUUUGAAUAAGCUGAAUGAUCACCUCACGACCUGCACUCCCUAGUGAUUACUCAAGCAAACCUCCCAUUGGCCUCAGUUAGAGUUAGUUCUGCUUGAAGCAAGAUUAGCAAGGCUGAGCUGUAGCCUUCCCUUUAUUCAAAGCACUUUCCCGGCAGAGAAGGGGAAGAGUGAGUUAGUGUAGGGAAAGAAGAAAGCUUGAACGCUGGUACAUUUAUCAGCUAAUCUCUUGUACUGUUGUCUUGGUCUUGAUGUUGCCACUGUCUCUUCAUACUGUGGACUUCAGAGAGACACGGACAGACUCUGAUCUCAGUUACACCUGUGUAACUCUAAGGUAUCUCCAUUGACUUCAGUGAAGUUACUCCAGAUUUUCACCAUAGGGAGAUCAGAAUCUGCCCAUAAUGCUUCGAGGCUUUGGAGUAAUACGCCAGUGAGCUGAUUCUGCGCUCAUGUUGGUGUAAAUCAGGAGUAAUGUCAAUGGCAUUACCCCAGGUUUACACUGGAGUAGGUGAGAGGUGAAUUAGUCCCUAGAACUCAGGGGGGGACCCAGUUUGAGGGGAAAAAACAAUGCUACUCGGGGAAUUCAGAGUGAAAUGAUUGUUGUUCCCUCUCCCUGGUUAGUGGUAUCAGAGGAAUUGGUUGGUGAGAUGGGAAUGCCCAAUGGACAUGCCCCCUAUUCUUCCCACCCACUCUACAAAUGGAUGCCUGGAGCACAUUGGGUCUGGAGUCACUGGCACACUGUUUUAAUUCUUUGCCUUAGUCUGAAAUAGUGAAAGUAGCUCAUACCUCCCACCUCCUCUCCUACCACCUUCCCCAGCUGAGACCACUUGCCCCAUUAAAGUGCCUUAGGGAAAAUGCAACAACAUGCCUUAAAAAGCAAACAUUUUCAUCAGUGGGAAAAACAGCUUAUUUUCCAACCAGUAAGAUCCCAAAGUAGGAAGGGUUGGCUGAGGAGCCAAGUAUGUGCAGUGGGGGAGACGUCAAACCGUGGCUGAAGGCGUUAUGUAGUUUUCAGAGUUUUAUGCAACAUGGUCUGUGAUAAUCCUCCAAUGUACUGUAGGUGUGUAGGUUGUGGAGACUACAGCUCCCAGCAGGCAAUGCAGUUAGGCUGCUCAGGUCAAUGUGGAGCAUUGCACGCUGUGAUCUGUAGUCUCAACAGCGUGACCCUAAUGAAACAGUAGCCACAAUCACCUCCGGUUUAUGCAAAAUAUGUGGUACCCCUUGACAAGCCACAAGAGUGACCCUUGGUGAGGCAAAGUCUGGGCAUGUGAGAUUUCACUGCCACACAGAUCAAAGCAGGACAACUGGGGCAUAGUUAAUUGCCCUGUGUAGAGACAGGGCUGCCUCCUACAGAACCUUUUCAUUUCCUUUGUUUCCCCUAAGAAGAAAAAUAUCAUUUAAGAUGUAACGUGUUGAAAACAUCGCUGGUUUCAAGGGCUAUUGUACCCAAAUGAUGCAUGAACAUCUCUCAAGUCGAAGGGUGUGACCCCAGUAUGUUAUAUAAGAAACAGUCCUACCCAGGCUGAGUGGUAAAAGACCAUAUCACACAACAGGCUUUUCUAUCUCUAAUUCCUAGGGUGUGAUCUGGCAGGUGAGUCAGGAAAAUGCUGAGCUCCAAAAACAGUUAUCUGGGAUAUUCGCGGUAGAGUCUGCAAGGGGGCAGGAAAGGCAUUUUUUACAAAAGCCAACACAAAUUAACCCCUUCUCUCUCUCUAUUUCCCUUGUGUAUGUGUGUGAAAUGUAUCAGUAUUCUGUAGGUUUCAUUAGUGCACUUAUUUUACUUGGUUUUGUAUUUUUUGUGGGGAGGGAGUUGGAUAUAACUGCCAAAUAAACAAAACAAAAUCA
Molecule: messenger RNA, 4848 nt
Organism: Mauremys reevesii (Reeves's turtle)
Lineage: Eukaryota; Metazoa; Chordata; Testudines; Geoemydidae
Gene: FSTL1
Product: follistatin like 1
Exons: 11
Coding region: 117-1061 (314 amino acids)
Biological process (GO): cell differentiation; multicellular organism development; regulation of BMP signaling pathway
Molecular function (GO): protein binding
Source: RefSeq, a predicted model, not a curated record